AAUGCAUAGGGUAACCAAAGUUGUGAUCGCGUGACAAACGUCAAAAACUUUGUAAACAAGGAAGGAACUGGGUCAUCAUUCAAAUAGGAAGAAAGAUGGCUCUUAUUGCCUUUGUGUUGCUUGGAAUCGCUUUAUCCACACAUGCAGCGGUCUACAUAACGCCAGAACAAAUCCACCUGUCUUAUGGAGUUGAUCCAACCCAGAUGGUGGUGACAUGGAGCACAAUGAAUGCCACCCAGACCACUGUGGGUAUGAUCGCUUUGCAGGCCAGCCUCAGGCCUUCGUACACACCUGUCGAGGGAACCAGUGAAAAGUUUGUGGACCCCGGUACACUUCACCACACCCAGUACAUUCACACAGUCAUCUUCACUGGACUCAUUCCUGGACAGAUAUAUGUGUACAGAGUAGGCACAAGGCCAGAAAGUGUGUGGAGCGAUCAGUUUACGUUCCAUGCAAUGAAAGACGGCACUGACUGGUCGCCAUCUGUCGCUCUCUACGGAGACUUUGGUUUCUCCAACCACCAGUCACUGCAACGUCUUAGCAUUGACAAGGACAAGAACAUGUAUGACGCCAUUCUUCAUGUGGGUGACUUGGCCUAUGACAUGGACUCGGACAAUGGGUAUGUGGGAGACAAGUUCAUGAACAUGAUCCAACCCUUGGCUGCAGAGUUGCCCUACAUGACGUGUCCUGGGAACCACGAGAAUGCAUAUAACUUCACCCACUACAAGGCGAGGUUCAACAUGCCCACAGAUAUGAAUGGAGACAACAUGUUCUACAGUUUCAACAUGGGUCCGGUCCACUUCAUCUCGCUGUCCACAGAGCACUACUUCUUCUUGCAGUACGGGGUCACGCAAAUUCUGAGGCAGUACUACUGGCUAAUAGAGGAUCUAGAGGAGGCCACCAAGCCGGAGAAUCGGAAGCUGCGACCCUGGAUCAUUACCAUGGGCCACCGCCCCAUGUACUGCUCCAACACCGACAAAGACGACUGUACCAAGUGGCACUCUAUUGUGAGAGAUGGUAUUCCUUUCAUCCACAAGUUUGGCCUGGAGAAGAUAUUCUAUGAACAUGGGGUAGACCUGAUGUUCUGGGCACAUGAACACUCCUAUGAAAGACUAUGGCCAACAUUUGAUGACAAGGUGUACAACGGCAGCUUGAAGGAGCCUUACACCAACCCCAGGGCCCCUGUCCACAUCAUCACAGGAUCUGCCGGUUGCCAAGAGGACCACGAUAGUUUCAUACCGGAUCCCCGGGGCUGGUCAGCCUUCCGCAGUGACGACUACGGCUACACUAGGAUGAAGGUCUUCAACAGCACACACCUAUACCUGGAACAGGUCUCGGAUGACAAGGAUGGAGCUGUGAUUGACAGCCUCAUGAUUAUCAAAGACUCCCAUGGACCAUACAAGAACUAGGUGCAGAGCCUUCUGAGAACUAGGACAAUACCUUUCAACUAUGUGGGCACGGCCAUAGCUAGGCACAACUCCCCAUACCAUUCCAUCAUCUGUGAUUCUUACUUGUCUCCAUCAAGCGUGUUCAUGUGUGCU
This is a messenger RNA of Dreissena polymorpha, 1541 nucleotides long. RefSeq names its product acid phosphatase type 7-like. The record is from RefSeq and is a predicted model, not a curated record. Lineage: Eukaryota; Metazoa; Mollusca; Bivalvia; Myida; Dreissenidae. The coding region runs from base 96 to 1409 and encodes 437 amino acids. Gene Ontology annotation, molecular function: metal ion binding; acid phosphatase activity. The transcript is spliced from 12 exons.